This is a messenger RNA of Truncatella angustata, 1548 nucleotides long. Its product is annotated as Haloacid dehalogenase-like hydrolase-domain-containing protein. Lineage: Eukaryota; Fungi; Ascomycota; Sordariomycetes; Amphisphaeriales; Sporocadaceae. The transcript has 4 exons. The coding region runs from base 28 to 1476 and encodes 482 amino acids. The record is from RefSeq and is a predicted model, not a curated record.
GAACGUGUAAGUGUGAAUAAAAGCAAAAUGGCAUAUCUGCAAGCACCCCCUCGAGGUGUCAUUUUCGACCUUGGCGAUGUCCUUUUCAAAUGGUCUGCCAAUACAACGACGACUAUUCCAGCUAGGAAGUUGAGAGACAUUCUCUCUACCCCUGUCUGGCAUGGCUAUGAGCGUGGUGAGAUGACUCGGGAUGCUUGUUACGAGCUAAGUGCUCGACAAUUCUCCAUUCCAGCGUCUGAAAUCGCCGAGGCAUUUGCCCAAGCCCGCCAGUCUCUGGAGUCUGACCACACCAUCGUUUCGUUCCUUCGCGAAUUGAAGGAUGAUCCCACGGUCCAAGUGUAUGCCAUGUCGAACGUUGGCAAAGAAGACUUCGAGGAACUCGCAGCAAAAAUGGAUUGGCCGCUGUUUGACCAGGUGUUCACUUCGGCAGCGGCAGGUAUGCGAAAGCCAGAGCUAGGGUUCUACCGCCACGUUCUGGACCAUAUUGGCUUAGCUGGUCAUCAGGUCGUCUUCAUUGACGACAAAAACGAGAAUAUACAGGCAGCAAAAGCAUUGGGCAUUCGAGGACUCGUUUUUGGGCCAUCGACAAUUCACACUUUGCGCGACAUGUUCGAUAGUCCAGCCAGCGAGGGCUGGAGGUAUUUGUUUCAGAAUGUGAAGCAUCUUAACUCGUUCACGAACAGUGGGAUCGUCUUUGCCGACAAUUUCGCGAAACUGCUGAUUAUGGAUUCUUUGCAAGAUCGAUCCAUCAUCGACCUGGAAUGGGGGUCCAAAAAGACUUGGAACUUUUUCGUCGAUGAACCAUCACUUGUUCCAGGGGGGUAUUUUCCUGAUGACCUUGACACCACGUCCCUCGCUCUAUCAGUCCUUCGGCCGUCAUCAACCAAAACAGUCACAGCAGUACUCGACACAAUGGCCGAAUAUGUCAACGACGAUGGCACAUUCCAGACUUAUUUUGAUCGUAAUAGAACCCGGAUUGAUCCUAUUGUCAGCACGAACAUACUCGCUUGCUUUUACACUUAUAAUCGUGGCCAUGAGCUCGAGCGCACACUCCAAUACGUGCACUCGGUGCUCCUGAAUCGAUCGUAUAUGCAGGGAACCCGAUACUACCCGUCACCAGACUGCUGUCUAGGCUUCAUCGGACGCCUGCUGCGGUCAUCAAACGAUCCUCAUCUCCAGAUGACGCUGGGUCCACUGUUGAAGUUGAGAGUACGUGAACGCCUCAACUUGGGUGGCAGCGCAUUGGACUUGGCUAUGCGUGUCAUCACGUGCACCCACAUGGGAGUCGCAUGUGAGAAUGACCGCCGCGCUUUGCUUGACUUGCAACGUGAGGAUGGAAGCUGGGAUGCUGGUUGGAUGUAUCAGUAUGGAUCUACGGGCGUGAAAAUCGGUAAUCUUGGAGUAACUACAGCAAUGGCAAUUGCAGCACUAUCAUCUCAAAGCAUGGCUACACUUGGGGCAACCUUAACGAAAUAAGCGUCUAAAGUAAAGGUACGAAUAGGAGGUUCUUUCCCGCUGAACUUGAUGAUUAGAUAGAUCAAUAACACC